Myzus persicae (green peach aphid) is the source of this 699-nucleotide messenger RNA. It is a transcript of the gene mRpS14, whose product is annotated as 28S ribosomal protein S14, mitochondrial. Gene Ontology annotation, cellular component: ribosome; mitochondrial small ribosomal subunit. The record is from RefSeq and is a predicted model, not a curated record. Bases 203 to 619 code for a protein of 138 amino acids. NCBI's taxonomy places the organism in Eukaryota, Metazoa, Arthropoda, Insecta, Hemiptera, Aphididae. Gene Ontology annotation, molecular function: structural constituent of ribosome. The transcript is spliced from 4 exons. Gene Ontology annotation, biological process: translation.
GAUAGUAUAUGAUAUAAUAUUAUUAUCUAUAAUACUUUGAAAAUAUUUUCGAUAUUCUAAAUUCUAAUUUCACAUUUUAAUUUUUCGCGAUUCAGGGUUCGGACAUUCAGCAUAGACUACAGACUGACUGAAGUGUACAGUUAUUAUUUUAUUUUUCUUUAAUUAUUUCAUUGUUGGUUCAUGGUUUUAUUUAACAAAAAAAAUGGCAUUUAUCAUCAAUGCUUUUCAAAGAUGUAAGGCUCUGGCUAAAUUUCAAACGCCAGUGAACAAAACGUGUUUGGGUGUGCUUCCUUGUGAUCAACAAAUUCGUAAUAAAUGGCCAGACUUUAGAAUGAAAAAAGAUGCACGGAAAAGAAACACUCUUAAAGAAUAUGGUGUAUACAAACUGCGCUAUAAUGCACUUCGUAAGAACAAUAUCAUUCCUUUAGAAAUUCAAGAAAUUGCUGACAAAGAAAUUUACAAUUGUCCAAGGGACGCUAGUAUAACUAGAAUUGUACAGCGUUGUCAGGUGACUUCUCGUCCUCGUGGUAAUGUCAAACGAUGGCGUUUGAGUCGAAUAGUGUUCAGACAUCUUGCUGAUUAUAACAAAUUAGCAGGUGUUCAAAGGGCAAUGUGGUAAAAUCAAAACGAAAAAGAUUGCUGAUGUAUAGUCUUGUUUAAUCAACAAAUUAAUUAAAAUAAUUUAUAUUAUACUUGGAA